Molecule: messenger RNA, 1645 nt
Organism: Papaver somniferum (opium poppy)
Lineage: Eukaryota; Viridiplantae; Streptophyta; Magnoliopsida; Ranunculales; Papaveraceae
Product: dehydrogenase/reductase SDR family member on chromosome X-like
Exons: 9
Coding region: 172-1296 (374 amino acids)
Source: RefSeq, a predicted model, not a curated record
UCCUUGAUGCUAUCGAACAAAUCCCAAAGACCAAAGUCCCCGAACCCAACAACUCUCAGAAGUCUAAAACACCCUUUUUCUGCAGUUAACAUGUUUGUGAAAAAUCCCAAUUGAAAACCAAUACUGAUUUUCUAAGGUUUUAGUUCAGUUUUUCGUGUUGGGUUUUUGAAGAUGAAGAAGAUUAUGAUAGAGUUGAGAGAUUCGUUAUAUUUCCUUUGCUCCAUACAGUUCUGGAGAAUGGGAGUGUUAUGGACAUUUUCUAUCAUCUACUCUUACUUACAACUAUGGCUAAACAAAGUCCUGUUUCGAAAGUGUAAAUCCUACCCUCGUUGCUCUCUGAAACUAUCUCCAUCAGCUGCUAAGCGACCCGUCUGCGUCGUCACCGGGGCCACAUCUGGCUUGGGUGCAGCAGCUGCAUUGUCACUUUCCAAGGAGGGAUAUUACGUUGUUCUGGCUGGACGGAAUGCACAGAAGCUAUCUGAGGCAGUCAAAGAUAUCAAGCGUAGACAACCAGAUGCAUAUCUCAAAACAUUUCAGGUUGACUUAACAUCUUUUGAGUCAAUCCUGAUGUUUAAAAACUCACUUCAGCAGUGGCUUCUGGAUUCAGAUAUGCAUCCUUCUAUCCAACUUUUAGUUAACAAUGCUGGGAUAUUGGCAACAUCGCGAAGAUUCACAGCCGAAGGCUAUGACCAGAUGAUUACGACGAAUUACAUCGCUGCAUUUUCUGUUACCAAUCUUCUCUUACCACUGCUGAAAAAUAGCAGUGCUCCUUCUCGCAUAGUGAAUGUGACCUCGUUUACCCAUCGGUGUGUAUCUGGUAUAGACGUCUGCAGAAAGGGAUUGACUGGGAACGACUCCCUGGCAUCGAAAAGAUACCCUUGUGCUCAAGUUUACGAAUACACCAAGUUUUGCUUACUGAUGUUUUCUUUCCAACUACAUCGGCAAUUUUGCUUGGAUGGACAUUCUCAUCAGGUCUCUGUCAUUGCGGCAGAUCCAGGGGUAGUUGAAACAAACCUCAUGCGAGAAGUUCCUUCACAUCUUUCCUUUCUGGCUAUUCGCAUCCUUAAGUUGUUGGGCCUUCUUCAAUCUCCUGACAAUGGGGUUGAAGCUAUAAUUGAUGCAUCUCUCGCUCCUCCAGAAGUAUCUGGAGAAUACUUCUUUGGGGGAAAGGGAAGGGUGACAAAAUCAUCUUCUCUAUCUUAUGACCCCAAACUGGCAGAACAGCUGUGGACUACUUCCUCUAAUCUCUUUCUGGAACUUCAGCUUUCAUACAAGAAUCCGGCAGAAAAGGCAUAAGAAAAUUCAAUAUAAUGAUGGCAGCAUUGAAGAACAGUUGGAAUUGAAAAUUAUUUUUCUGCACAGAUCUAAGUCUAAGCUUGUUCUCCUAUCAGGUAAAAUUUAAUAUCAAGUAUAUACAUGUUGUAUUCAGAUCACAGAUUCAAAUAAGAUAGCUUGAUAGUUGAAGCAUUACAAUUCCAUAUUCAUGAAUUUCUGAUUUUUACUAUAGCAUAUGAUUGUUAGAUACAAAAUGACGGGGGUCAUUAUUUUCUUACUGUGAUACUUGGAUGACAAAAACUAGAAUACAAUCGAAAAUAUUUUGUUGAUAAUUUCAGUUUUGAACAUUAUAGAUUUUAUUCUUUUCGAG